CUGAAGGAGCAGGAGAGUAAUCACUGAGGAAUCAAACCAUGUUUACUGUCUUCUGGACGACAUUGUUUUUCUUUUGGUGGGUUUCCACCACAUAUAAAGUUGAAUCAGCCCUUGGAAGACCGUCCUGUUACAAUGGAUUCUGCAUCACUCUCAAUGAGGAAAUGAUAACAGCCAAAGCUGGACUGUGUGUUGUGAUACCAUGUUCCUUCACCACUGCUGAUGGAUUUACACCAAAAAGUAUUGUCUGGCUUAAAUGUGAACCACAGAAAAGGAGAUGUAGUGACAUUGACAUAAUAUUUCACAUAAAUCGUUACAAGGUUCCAUCAGAAUUUCUAGGACGGGUUUUACUGUUGGAUCCUGAUGUGAGUCAGGGGAACUGCAGCAUCAUGAUCAAUGACCUCACAACAUCUGAUUCUGGAUCAUAUCAGCUCAGAGUUAAUGGUUUUUACCAUGGAACGGCAGAUGGAGUUACGUUCCCUUCUAGAACAAUUCUCUCUGUCAAAGAUCUAAACCUGAGGCCCUCACUGAUGAUUCCUCCACUGACUGAGGGACAGCAGGCCACUCUGACCUGCACUGCUCCUGGUCUCUGCUCUGGGUCUCCUCCUAACAUCACCUGGAUGUGGAGAGGAAAAAUAGAAGAGGACUAUAUCAUCACAGGAAGCACGACUGCUUUAAAAACUCAGGAUCUGACUGCUGUCACACAGAGACACAGCUCAACUCUGACCUUUAAACCUUCAGCUAAGCAUCACAACACCAAUGUAACCUGUAAAGUCAGCUUCACUGGAGACAUAACGACAGAAGAGACAGUUUCUCUGAACGUAAGCUUGUUGGCAAAAAUCCUGAAAGGCUCUGGAUGUGUGCAACAUGCAGAGGUCUUAAGCUGUGUAUGCAUCAGUGAGGGGUUUCCUUCACCCACCAUCACAUGGCCGCUACUAAAGAACCACACUGAGUACUCUGUCAUCAACAUUGUGUCAAACAACACUGUCAACAGCAUCCUAUCUCUUAGAAACCCUGGCAACAUCAGUGUUGAAUGUUUUAGCAGCAAUGAAAAUUGGGAAGUCAAAGAAAACCUCAGGGUGUAUCGAGAGCUGUCAGAAGAAGCUUAUCACGAGAAACAUUGUGUUUCUGGCUUUGGAGCUCUUCCCUGGGUCAUUGCUGGUGUUUCACUCAGUGUACAUGUUUUCUGUAUGAUCUACAUUUGGCACCUUUGGAACACAAGAAAAAAAACAAACCUCACUGAAGAUCAAACUUAUAUGUCUCUGCGAAAACGUGAUACAUCAGCAGAGUAUGAUGUUAUUGUCCAAAGACCACAGUAACAUGCUUCCAGAGAUCACUCUCACUUGGAUCUUACAUAAAGAAAAUGACUUUUUAAAAAAAAUUAACUUCAGUAUUUUACAUGCAAUAGAAGAGUGGAUUUAUGUUUUCUAGAAAAGAAAAAUGAUUUGAUCCACAAUUGCUAAAUACAGAGAAAUAGUAAUUGUCUCUAGAUAAGAAUAAUAUAUACCAUAUAAUAUAACAAGAAUGAUGAAUAUUGUAUAGAUUUGUGUUCUGGAGUGCUGGCAUCAGCUCUUCAUUAAAUAAAGAUGGAUGAGAACAGA
This is a messenger RNA of Xiphophorus maculatus (southern platyfish), 1598 nucleotides long. Its product is annotated as sialic acid-binding Ig-like lectin 14. Lineage: Eukaryota; Metazoa; Chordata; Actinopteri; Cyprinodontiformes; Poeciliidae. The transcript is spliced from 6 exons. The coding region runs from base 39 to 1316 and encodes 425 amino acids. The record is from RefSeq and is a predicted model, not a curated record.